UAUUCGCUUGAAAGUGUAGUGAAAAUGAUAAAAAGUAUUUUAGUUUUUUUUAUAGUUUGCUGUAUUGUGGAUCUAUCAUCCUCAGUACCUAUCAGGCAAAUAACAGAAUGGUCUACUGUGAGCUCUGAAAAUUCCACAGCAAUACCAAGAACAGGAUUUCCAUCAACAGAACCUAGUGAACCUACAACAGCAGGACCAAAACCAUUUUCAGUUCGUCUGGUAACCAGUAAUGUACCUAGUGAACAAUAUAUCAUUGAUGCAAUUGGAAUCCUUCAACUAUAUUUGGAAGAAGAUAAUGACUUUGACGUGGCAGUAAAUAGAUUCCUUUCAACUUUCAAAAAAAAACAUGACACACAAAUUUGGAAACUUUCAAGCGGUUGCAAGAUAUUAACUCUUCCUAAUGACACCACUUAUAUCAAAUUACGUGAAACAUACACCAAUACUGAAGUGAAUCUUUUUGUAUGAUAAUAUCUGUUUUUUGCUUAUUUAGUAAAUAAUUUACUUUGGUGUGAGAGAA
Anthonomus grandis grandis is the source of this 517-nucleotide messenger RNA. RefSeq lists its product as uncharacterized. The transcript is spliced from 4 exons. NCBI's taxonomy places the organism in Eukaryota, Metazoa, Arthropoda, Insecta, Coleoptera, Curculionidae. Bases 25 to 465 code for a protein of 146 amino acids. The record is from RefSeq and is a predicted model, not a curated record.